AUGAACCCUGAGCCUGUUGUCAUCGUCUCCGCUGCUCGGACACCCAUAGGGUCUUUGAAUGGCGCCUUGUCCACGCUGCCUCUGCACGACCUGUGUUCAGUGGUUAUCAAGGAUGUCCUGAAACGGGCUGCGGUGAAGCCAGAAGAGGUCUCUGAGGUUAUCAUGGGACAUGUCCUAACAGCAGGUCAUGGGCAGAACCCGGCUCGUCAGGCCAGCGUUGGAGCAGGCAUCCCUUACCCUGUCCCGGCCUGGAGCUGUCAGAUGGUGUGCGGCUCUGGGCUGAAGGCCGUGUGUCUGGGAGCUCAAUCCAUCCAGUCUGGAGAGUCCACGGUGGUGGUGGCAGGCGGCAUGGAGAGUAUGAGCAAGGCUCCUCACACGCUGCACAUGAGAGCAGGUGUGAAAAUGGGCGACGCCUCCCUGAAGGACUCCAUGGUGGCUGACGGCCUGACAGACGCCUUCCAUGGCUACCACAUGGGCAUCACAGCUGAGAACGUGGCGAAGCAGUGGGCGGUCAGUCGAGAGGAGCAGGAUCGGUUUGCCGUCCAGUCCCAGAACAAAACAGAGGCGGCACAGAAAGCAGGACAUUUUGAGCAAGAGAUCGUCCCGGUCAUGGUGCCGUCCAGACAAGGUUCAGUGGAGGUGAAGGUGGAUGAGUUUCCUCGUCACGGCAGCAGCAUGGACAACAUGUCCAAACUCAGACCCUGCUUCAUCAAGGACAGCAGUGGCACUGUCACCGCUGGAAACGCGUCAGGUAUAAAUGAUGGUGCAGCAGCAACUGUCCUCAUGAGCCAAUCAGAGGCUGGGAGACGCGGCAUAAAACCCAUGGCCAGAAUAGUUUCGUGGGCUCAAGCUGGUCUUGACCCGUCCAUCAUGGGAACUGGACCAAUACCAGCCAUCAGGAAAGCGGUUGAGAAAGCAGGCUGGGAGCUGGACCAGGUCGACUUAUUUGAGAUCAAUGAAGCAUUCGCUGCCCAGUCUAUUGCUGUGGUCAAAGAGCUCGGCCUGAAUGCAGACAAGGUGAAUGUGAGCGGUGGUGCCAUCUCUCUGGGCCAUCCCAUUGGUAUGUCCGGCUGCAGAGUGCUGGUGACCUUGUUGCACGCUCUCCAGAGGACCGGAGGACGUAAGGGUGUGGCGUCCCUCUGCAUCGGAGGAGGGAUGGGCAUCGCCAUGUGCGUGGAGACAGUUUGAGAUGAAAAAUGGAACGCUGCUUCACGGAGUUGCACUCGAUCUCAUCUUUUUAAAACUGAUGAAAGAAACUCAAGUGUUUACACCGCAGGACGUGGUAUUAAAUGGGUUCUUCUACAUUACUGUACUGGAGGUACAAGUGAUGGGUAUAUGUUGUGAUUGUUGGAUCUUAUCCAGCCAAUAGCCAUUCUCACUGUGAACUUUAAUUCAACCUUGCUCAGGCUCUAGCUGUAUAGCAUGUGGCUUAAUGUUAGAGGACCUUUUCUUUAAUUUAAUGUUAAAUUAAAAUGUAAACUAAAAUUGUUCUUACAAGGUACUGGACGUACUAAAUAUGCACUUACUGAAGUUAGUUUUUCCUUUUGAGAUGAAUAGUCUAGAAAAACCAAACAUAACCUGUAAAAGCUUCAUUAGUUCCCUCUGAAGACGAGCUACCAUCUGUGUGAAGUAUAAUUUAACUUGUGAUGUUUGAUGUACUAUGUUCAAGAAAACAGAUACUGACCAACAUUCCACUUUCAUAAAUUGUGUAGAAACUUAGCCAAGUGCCACAAGGUUAAACACGUCAGCCUUCUUUAACCUCAUGCAGGAAGUCCAUGAUCAGAUGUUUGUGAAAAUGUCAUCUAGCUGUUCUUCAUAUCAAUAAAUAACUGAGUCAAAAACUUC
Molecule: messenger RNA, 1845 nt
Organism: Larimichthys crocea (large yellow croaker)
Lineage: Eukaryota; Metazoa; Chordata; Actinopteri; Sciaenidae
Gene: acat2
Product: acetyl-CoA acetyltransferase 2
Exons: 9
Coding region: 1-1188 (395 amino acids)
Molecular function (GO): acyltransferase activity, transferring groups other than amino-acyl groups
Source: RefSeq, a predicted model, not a curated record